Molecule: messenger RNA, 279 nt
Organism: Staurois parvus
Lineage: Eukaryota; Metazoa; Chordata; Amphibia; Anura; Ranidae
Source: the annotation of a GenBank genome assembly
UGUCUCCAGGGGCGGACUGACCAUUUGGAAACUCGGGCACUGCCCAUGGGCCCGGGGUCAGUAGGGGGCCCCAUGAGAUGCCCCUGGUACCUUUUUCAUAGGCUUUUUUUGAGUUUGGGCAAGGACACAGGGGCCCCACGAUCCCCAAUUGCCCAGGGGCCCCAUGAGUUGUUAGUCCGCCCCUGGCUUUAACAAAAAAUGCAGCAUGUUCUACUUUUUUAUAAUUUCUGAACUGCAACACACUGGAACAGCCUGCACUGGUGUGAACUAUUCCAUUGG